This is a messenger RNA of Myiozetetes cayanensis, 5166 nucleotides long. It is a transcript of the gene SIGLEC1, whose product is annotated as sialic acid binding Ig like lectin 1. Lineage: Eukaryota; Metazoa; Chordata; Aves; Passeriformes; Tyrannidae. The record is from RefSeq and is a predicted model, not a curated record.
CGCCCACCUCAGGGACCGGCCACGUCCCCCCCACCAUGUGCCUGCCCCGCUGGCUCGUGCUGCUGGCCAGCCUUGUCCCCCCGGCCCUCAGCUCGUGGGGGGUUUCCUACCCCCAGUCCGUGCAUGGCAUCGGGGGGUCCUGCGUGGUGGUCCCGUGCACCCUGAGCUACCCCGAGGGCAUGAGCACCGCCGAGGGCAUCGUGGCCAUCUGGUACAAGGACUACGACAGCAGCAAGACCCCGGUGUUCCACUCGGCCGCCCCCCAGGAGGUGGAUGCCCGGUUCAGGGGCCGUGCCCAGCUCCUGGGGGACCCCGGAGCCCGGAACUGCACCCUGCUGCUGCGGGGGGUGACCCCGGAGGACGGGGGGCCCUACAGGUUCCGCUUCGAGAUCGUGGGCGGUGAUCGGUGGUCGGCGGAGCGGGACGUGGUGCUGAGCGUGUCGGAGGAGCUGCAGCCCCCGAGCGUCGCCGCCCCCCAGGAUGUGAGGGAGGGGCAGAGCUGCAGCCUGGAGUGCUCCACGCCCUACGCCUGCCCCUGGGACGACGCCGUCCUGCGCUGGGAGGGCCACGACCCCCGCGUGGCCACCGUGUCCGGGCGGCUCCAGAUGGACACCAGCGGGGUGGGACACCACCUGACCCUCAGCACACCCCUCUCCUGGAGGGACCACUCCAAGAAGUUGCUCUGCGAGGUCUCCCACGGCUCCAGGAAGGCGAGCACGGAGGUCGUGCUGCGGGUGAGACACGCCCCCAAGGACGUCCAGGUGGAGGUCAGUCCCUCCUCGGGGAACAUCCACGUGGGUGACACGGUGUCCCUGACCUGCGAGGUGGGCAGCAGCCACCCCCCCGUGUCGGGGUACCGUUGGUACAAGGACGGGGCCGCGGUGGGCACCGAGAGGGUGCUGACCCUGCGGGGGGUGCGGCGGGAGGACCACGGGCGGUACCACUGCGAGGCCCAGAACGCCCUCGGGGCCAGCACAGCGCCCGCCACGACCCUCCACGUGUUCUCCGCAGAGAUCUCGGCGAGCCCCGCGGCCGAGGUGCUGGAGGGGACGGCCACCACCCUGUCCUGCGACGUGCCCGGCCGGGAGGGGCAGGAGCUGAACUACACGUGGUACAGGAACGGCGCGUGGCUCAAGGAGGGCACGGCCCACACCCUCCUCUUGCCCGCAGUGGCCGCCAGCGACGCCGGCUACUACUCCUGCAAGGUGACAAACAGGCAGGGCAGUGACACGGCCCAGCCCCUCAGCCUCAGCGUGACGUAUCCCCCCCGGACCCCCACCCUGACGCUCUUCCAGGAGACCCAGGGGGGCCGGCUGGCCGUUGUCCGCUGUGCCGUGGACAGUCACCCUCCGGCCACCCUGGCCAUCGACCGCGACGGCACCGUACUGGCCACCAGCGAGGUUCAGGUGGCCCCGCCCCAGAGGUUCGGUGUCGCCGCCUCCCGCAACGCCCUGCGCCUGGAAAUCAGGGAUGCGGGGCCCCGGGACAGCGGGAAGUACCGCUGCACCGCCAGCAACGCCCACGGCAGCGCCAGCGCCACCAAGGUCCUGGUCACCCGCGCCGCAGAGCUCCUGAUCCAGCCCUCGGCGGAGGUGCCGGAGGGGACCGCGGUCACCCUGACCUGCGUGGGGCCGGGGGACACGGCGGGGGAGCCCCUCUACACGUGGUACAGGAACGGGAAGAGGCUGCGGGAGGGCCCGGCCCCGACCCUGCGCUUCCCCUCCGUCCGCGGGGACGACGCCGGCGCCUUCCAGUGCCGGGUCCGGGGCACCAACAGCAGCGACGCGUCGGGGGCCGUCCCGCUCCGGGUGCUCUACCGCCCGAGGCCGCCGGUGCUGAGCUCCUUCCUGCAGACGCGGGGUGGGCGCCUGGGGAUCAUCCAGUGCUCCGUGGAGAGCGACCCCGAGGCCAACCUGACCCUGCGCAGGGGGGACACGCUGCUCGCCUGCACGGGGGGCUGCCCCCCCGCCCCCAGGGUCAGAGUGACCCCCUCCUACAACAGCCUGAGGGUGGAGAUCCAGGACGUGGUGCUGGAGGACGAGGGCACCUACGUGUGCCAGGCUGGGAACGCGCAGGGAAAUGCCAGCGCCGCCCUGGAGUUCAGGGCUGACACUGCCACCGUCACCGUGUCCCCAUCGCCCCGCGUGCUGGAAGGUGACAGUGCCAACCUCACCUGCCACCUGAGCAGCGACUCCCCGGCCGUGCCCAACGUCACCUGGUACCACAACGGGCAGUGGGUGGCCGAGGGCCCCACGCUGGUGCUGGGCCACGUGGCCAGCGCGGAUUCAGGGCUGUACCAGUGCAGGGCCAGCACCGGGAGCGGCACCAGGAGCUCCCCCGAUGUUCUCCUGGAUGUGCUGUACCCCCCUCGGGAGCCGCUCCUGCGGGCGUUCCUGGAGGUGGAGCGGGGCCGCCUGGCCGUGCUGGAGUGCUCGGUGAGCAGCAACCCCCCCGCCCGGCUGGCGCUGCUGCGGGGCCCGGAGCUGGUGGCCACCGGCGAGGGCGGGAGCAGCCCCCGGGUGCGUGUCAAGGCCGCCCCCAACUCCCUGCGCGUGGAGAUCCGCGAGGUGACACCGGCGGACGACGGGAGCUACCGGUGCUCGGCCACCAACGGGCUCGGCACUGCCGAGACGCGGCUGUACCUGCGCGUCCAGGCUGCCCGAGUCCUGGUGUCACCGUCCUCGGAGGUGCUGGAAGGAGACAACGUGUCCCUGACGUGCCAGGUGCCCGGAGAGCCCCCGGGUGACACUGUCUACUCCUGGUACAAGGACAGCGAGCGGCUGCAGGAGAGCCCGGGCAGUGUCCUGGAGCUGCCCCGUGUCACCAGCGCUGCCACCGGCUCCUACCACUGCCGGGCCCGCGGCCCCGCGGGGACCAGCGCGUCCCCCGCUGUCACCCUGCGCGUGUCCUACCCUCCACGGGCACUGGUGCUGAGCACCUUCCUGGAGCCCCCGCCGGGGCAGGCUGGGGUCCUGCAGUGCUCCGUGGACAGUGUCCCCCAGGCACAGCUGGCCCUCUUCAAGGACGGGGCUCUGGUGGCCUCCACGGCGCUGCCACAGCCGGACCCCGGGCCACGGCUCAGUGUCACCCGGGCCACCAACGCCCUGCGGGUGCAGUUCCACCCCGUGCUGCUGCAGGACGAGGGGCGGUACCUCUGCGUGGCCACCAACGCCCACGGCAACGCCAACGCCACCGGCAACUUCACAGCGGGCACCGUCAGGGUGCGGAUCCUGCCGGCCCCGGAGGUGCGGGAAGGCGGCAAUGCCACCCUCACCUGCGCGGUGGCGGGCGGGGCCGAGGAGGUGCUGAGCUACUCCUGGUACAGGAACGGGGUGUGGCUGCGCAGCGGCCCCUCCCCAGCCCUCGCCCUGCCCCGGCUCUCUGCCUCCGACACCGGCUCCUACCACUGCUCCAUCCGGACCCCCGCCCGCAACCGCAGCGCCGCCCCCGCCCCGCUCAGCGUCCUCUACCCCCCCAGGAACCUGCAGGUGAAAUCCUUCGUGGAGAGCAGCGAGGGCACAGCCAUCAUCCUGCUCUGCUCCGUGGACAGCAAUCCCCUGGCGCAGCUCACCCUGCUCAGGGGGGGGCAGCCGGUGGCUUCCAGCCCCCCCCGGGGAGGGGACGCCCCCCGGCAGAGCGGCCAAGUGUCCCCCUCUCCCAACACGCUGAGGCUGGAGCUCCGGGAAGCGUCUGAGGAGGACGAGGGCGAGUACGAGUGCCAGGCACGGAGCCCCCUCGGCAGUGCCCACGUGUCCCUGACCCUGCGGGUGCAGGCCGUCAGGGUGGUCGUGCGACCCUCCACCGAGGUGCCCGAGGGGACGGAGGUGACACUGACGUGCCAGGACCCCCACGCCCCUCCCGGGACCCUGUACACGUGGUUCAGGAACGGGCAGUGGGUGGCGGAGGGACUCGGUGCCUCCCUCGGGCUCCGCGGCCGCCGCUCCGACGCGGGGCUCUACUCCUGCCAGGCGGGCAGGGGGCACCGGGCCCCCCCCGCCGCCCUCAGGGUGCUCUAUGCCCCCCAGGAGCCCACCUUCACCUCCCUGGUGGACCCGCGGGGGGGGCGACAGGCCGUCCUGCUCUGCUCCGUCGACAGCUUCCCCCCCUCGGACAUCGCCGUGAGCCGGGGGCCCGGGCAGCCCCCCCUGGCCUCCACCCGCGGCCCCUCCGACCCCCGCUUCGAUGUGCAGGCCACCCCCAACUCGCUGCGGGUGGCGCUGGGGGCGCUGGCGCUGCGGGACACGGGGCUCUACGUGUGCUCUGCCAACAACAGCCACGGCUCCGCAGCCGCGGCCCUGCGGCUCCCCGGGGCAGGGGUCACGGUCACGGUGGAGCCGUCACCAGAAGUGCCCGAGGGCGGCAGAGCCACCAUGACCUGCUCGGUGCCCCCUUGGUGGGGCGAAGGUGCCAACUACACGUGGCACAGGGACGGGCUGUGGCUGCGGGAGGGACCGUCCCCCUCCCUCGUCCUGCCCCGCGUCUCCAGCGCCGACUCCGGCUCCUACGGCUGCCGGGCCAGCGGGGCCUGGGGCACGGCCAGCUCGACCCUCCUCGGCCUCAGCGUCCUCUAUCCUCCCCGGGACGUGUCUGUCAGCACCUUCCUGGAGAACCGCAGCGGGCGGGCGGGCAUCGUGCUGUGCAGGGCCGACAGCCACCCGCCCUCCUCCCUGGCCCUGCUCCACCAGGGCCGGCUCCUGGCCUCCAGCCCGGCCCCCCCCGCCAUCCCGGGGGUCCGUGUGGCCCCCUCCCACAACGCCCUGCGGGUGGAGCUGGGGCCGCUGGGCCCGGGGGCCGCCGGGCUCUACCUCUGCGUGGCCACCAACGCCCUGGGCAACGCCACGGCCAGCGCCCACUUCGACGUGAACACCCUCACCCACCUGCUGACCUUCACCGUCCUGGCCGGGCUGCUCCUGACCCUCGUCUGUGUGGCCGCCCUGGGCCUCCUGGCUGUGAAGAUGUGGCCCAGGAUCAGGAGGUUUCGGGGCUGGUCGGGUGCCGAGGACACCUUGGAGCUGAGGAGCAAACAGGAGCAAGCACAGGUGGAUGGAGCAUGUUAACCUGGUGGCUCUUGGACUCAGGACCAUCUGUGGCAGCUGGUGCUGGAAGUUCACGGUCCUGGCCUGGCUGGAUCCAGGCAGCCCCCAUCCCUGGGAACACCCAACCCCA